CCGGGCCGGGCCGGGCCGGGCUGGGCCGCGGCCAUGGCGCUGCUGAGACCCGCGGCGCUCGUGACAGCGGCGGGGGCCGCGGGCUGUGUGCGGCGGCUGGCGCAGGCCGCGCAGCCCUUCGCGGUGGAGCUGAAGGCCGGGAAGACGUACGCGUGGUGCGCCUGCGGCCACAGCAAGAAGCAGCCCUUCUGCGACGGCUCCCACCGGCACACGGCGCCCGGCGUCGCCCCGCUGCGCUUCACGCCCGACGCCGACCGGCGCGCCCGGCUCUGCGGCUGCAAACGCACCCGCUCGCCGCCCUACUGCGACGGCAGCCACGGGCGGGCGCCGCCGCCGCCGCCCCGCGGCCCGGACGGGGCCCCCGCCGCGCUGCCCCCGCGCUGCAGCUCCGCUCCUGCUGCCGCUGCUGCUGCGGGGGGUGACGGAGGCCCGCAAGCAACCGCAAAAGGAACAAAAUAAAAAAGAGGGGAAAAAAAUGAAAAUUAAAAAACCCGCGCGCCACGGGCUCGGGGGGGCCGCUUGUGCAGAGCCGGACGGGCGGCCGCGCGCGCACGCGCCAAGUCAGUGACAGUCUGCGGCGUUUAUUACAUUUACAAAGCUGUAUAGUUAUACAAAUGUUUAACCCAUAACGAUACGUGAAUAUCAGAAUAUAUUACAGGACAUUAAAACGUCGUACAGGAUGCAAA
Molecule: messenger RNA, 686 nt
Organism: Rhea pennata
Lineage: Eukaryota; Metazoa; Chordata; Aves; Rheiformes; Rheidae
Gene: CISD3
Product: CDGSH iron sulfur domain 3
Exons: 2
Coding region: 34-459 (141 amino acids)
Cellular component (GO): mitochondrion
Molecular function (GO): 2 iron, 2 sulfur cluster binding
Source: RefSeq, a predicted model, not a curated record